Molecule: messenger RNA, 2565 nt
Organism: Exophiala xenobiotica
Lineage: Eukaryota; Fungi; Ascomycota; Eurotiomycetes; Chaetothyriales; Herpotrichiellaceae
Exons: 3
Coding region: 276-2435 (719 amino acids)
Biological process (GO): positive regulation of transcription by RNA polymerase II; DNA-templated transcription
Cellular component (GO): nucleus
Molecular function (GO): DNA-binding transcription factor activity, RNA polymerase II-specific; sequence-specific DNA binding; zinc ion binding
Source: RefSeq, a predicted model, not a curated record
AGACACACCCGUCCUUCGAUGGCAAAGACCGUAAUACUAAGAUUAGCAAUGUUCUUGAUAGAAUAGAACUGUUUUGCUCUCAAGUUCUCAAGAAAUUGUCACCCUUGUCAUCUCCCGACGGGCAUUCCGUGAGCCGAAGACUCUCCCACUCUCUCCGCACAUUUCUACACCUUGCAAUGUGCCGUCUCUUCCGCACGGAUGCACGAUUUCAUUCACGUCCCUACGGAGCUUCAUCAGGCGAUAUGGAUGUGUAACCCACCAUACAAGCGACCUCAAUGGAUCGGGUCGACAACAACGAUCUACCGACAAGCCCACCCAAGAGACGCAAGCUCAAACAUCCUCGCACAGCCCGAGCUUGUGCCUUCUGCAGAAGGCGCAAGGUCCGAUGCUCGGGUACUCAACCAUGCGACUACUGCCGCGGCGAAGGAGUCCGAUGCGAGUAUGAGGAUAGACUCUCAAGAUCUAGUCCUUUCGCUGUGCAAACGACCUCUCGGGUUGCCCCGUCAGCGACACAACAAGAAACCCCAACCUCUGCUGCUAAAAGCGUAGUAGCAACGCCGGGACAACCUUCGACGACACUCCCAGAAAUCCAGUCUGGAAACGGUAAAUCAAAGACUUCGCGACGUGUAUCGUUAGACCCGCCCCAGACAUUCGCCGAAGGUCAGCAUAUCGGACCAUCUGCCGGCGUAUCAUUUCUCUAUCAUGCUUGGAACCGGACUGGCGCGCCUGAGGAAGAGGCGACGCUGCCAACGGCGCGACUGACAUGUCAUGGAGACAUGCCUCAAGCUCCAGUCACCAAGGACCCGCAAUUGCCCACUAGAGAAGAAGCAAGCACGCUUUUGGAACGUUAUUUUCAGUUCGCUACGCCUACGUACCGAUUCCUUCACCGGCCGACCGUGGAAAAGUGGAUGUCCAAGCUAAUGGACGGCACUCAGCUGUCAAAGGCAGAGGCAGCUUGUGCUUUGAUAGUUUGUUCGCAAGCACUCCUCUACACCACGGUCGGAGACAGGUAUCAGAACGGUGGGGACGAGGGGCUCAACCGAAGCAGAGCCUACUUUGACAAAGCAAAAUCCCUACUCGACGAAGAACCCGGUCCUGCCACAGUUGUUAGCGUGCAAGCACGCUUAGCCAUGUGCCUGUAUCUCCUGAGCACGUUCCGUAUCAACGAAUGCCGUUUCUCCUUCAGCCUUGCUUGCACAAUCUUGACCUCAAUCGGCCUCCAGCGGAAGACACUGAAUGCACACAAACUCGACCUUGUCACCCUAGAAUCACGCAAGCGAACAUUCUGGUGCGCCUACGUGCUGGACGAUUAUCUAAGCGUCAUGCUGGGCCGGCCCCGGAUUCUCCACGAUGGCGAUAUCGACCAGGAAUACCCCCGAAACAUCGACGACAAUGACCUGUUAUCGUCUGAAUCGCCUGAAGACCUGCCUUUGCACGGCAAUCUGGAAGCUUUUAUCGCCCACGCCGAUCUGGCCAAGUUGAUGGGCCGCAACAGCCACCUCCUCUACCCGCUUCAGCCGUUGACAGAAGACGAAGUUCUCGAGCGCACGCACGAAAUGCUUCACGCACUCGACAACUGGCGGGCCUCACUGCCGGGUUUUCUGAAGCCUCGCAACAAGACGCUCGCCGGACAAAGGACGUUUGAAAGGCAGAACACGGUGCUCAAACUUGCGUACGCACAUUUGCGCAUACUCGCCACACGACGCUGCUUACUCGCGGAUUUCGGCCGUCUGGGACGUAGGGCGCCAUCGGUAUCGGCAAAGGAUGAUCGGGCGCUGAAGCCGAUCCAAGAGUGCGUCGCUGCUGUAUGCACGAUUCUCGAUGCGGUUUAUGACCUGAGCGAAAGGGGCACCAUGUAUCAAGGGUUCUGGUUUCAGCCUUACAUUACCCUCGUCGCGAUCUCGACAUUGUAUGUGUUUGUUAUACAAAAGAGUCGGUCGACGCUGCCGGAGGGUUUGUUUGUCCAGCUCAACGAGUACCUUGACAAGGCCAAGUAUUGUCAGGAGCUGCUUGCGGCGUUGUCGCCCGCGGGAAGCCAGGCAAGGAGACAUCAUGUUCUGCUGAAUCGGCUAAGGGAGCGAGCGGAGAGAGAUGCUUUGAGGACGAGACGGCAAGGUGAUGCGAAGAGUGGAGGUGCACACGGAGUGGCAACCAGGCCAGGCUCCGUGGUGAGACAAGUUGAAGAUCGGACGGCGUUUGUUGGAGGCGAGAGCCAGUCAGCUGAAAAUCCCGGACGCGUUCAACAUCAAGCUGACGACGAUCAGACGGCGACGGAUGGCGCCGCUCACCUGAACCACAAUCCGGAUGUGAUGAUGGGUCAAUUCACACCGUCAGAAGAUGACUUUAUGUUCCAAGAUCUGAAUGGUUGGGGCUGGGAAAGCUUGGACACGGUUGGAUUUCUUGCAGAUGGCGACUUGUUUGGUCUCCAACCAUAGCGUGCCCCUAGUUACAUUGAUGUCCGCUAAUCUGCUUGCUGAAGUCCGGAUCUGGGUUAUUGUAGCUUCACUCCGACCUCCGCAGUUUCCUGUUCGUUGUUGGAUGUUCGUGUGUCGACAACAGUUUACC